UUGGAAAAUACUUGGGACUUAUCUUCCGGCUUACUCGCAUGAACCGGAAAGUUGUAAAUAGAAACAUUGAACAUGCAUUAGCCCCCAAGUGCCAAGAGUCUUUGCUUGGAAAACACUUGGGACUUGAAAUUUGUAUAGCAAUUGUUCAUGCUAUAACCCAGACAUUUAUACAGGCUGUUGGCAAGAAGCUUGAGGCUGACCUUGCCGAUCUUAAGAACCGGCUGAAGAUGCAAGAGAUGGAGACCCGGAAGGCAAAUGCCAAGUUCGUGCCCAGCAUCGCCUCACAAGAGAAGCUGAAGACAGAGUUUGACGCUGAACGAAAAGCGUGGGCCGAAGGAAAGGCCGCAUUGGUGAACCGGGCUGAUCAGGCGGAGAGGGCCCUGUCAGAGAAGACGGCCAAACUCUCUGGCUUAAAGCGCCAAGUGUCUCAAAUGGUUGCUGCAAUCUUCGGUUCCAGAAGUGCCAACCUCAACCAAAGCGUGGUGGUGGAGCUUUCUAGUAUUGUGGUGGCGUCGACAAUAGUAUGGCUUGGUAAGAUGAAUGCAUUGAUCGCUGUUGAAAAUGGGAUGGCGGAAGAUGGUGGCAGUUGA
Messenger RNA from Aegilops tauschii subsp. strangulata, 590 nucleotides. RefSeq lists its product as uncharacterized. Lineage: Eukaryota; Viridiplantae; Streptophyta; Magnoliopsida; Poales; Poaceae. The record is from RefSeq and is a predicted model, not a curated record.